GACUGUGUGCGCUACAUUAGUUUGCGUUGUCGAAUAAUUUGAUUGCAUGGGUCUUGGAAACAUGCGAUAGUGCCCUGUCAUUAGAAGCGCUUAGGGUCGCGGCAUCGUUGGCUGCAACCACCAAACCCCUGUUCCGAUGAUAGACUUACCGGCCCCCAUUUUCCUUGCUUUUGGCGCAGUUUUUCCCACGCCUCUGCCUUGCGACUUAGUCGCACGUAUGUAUGAUACGAUUAAAACUCCGUCAUAGCCCUUUUAACUAAUAGAUGUCGUAUUUAAUCCUUCCCAGCAGAUCCCCACAUUUUCUUAGGUUCCUUGCAUCGACUUUGUUCUUUAUUAGACUAUCAUCUCUAACAAUUUAAAGUUCUCUUGGUUCUAGGGAUUUCGAGUUGCGCAUGUUGCGAGCGUGGCAUUGGGAUGCCAUAAGGCAAGCGUAGAACGUGUAGCAGUCGUGCCCGAUUUUGUCAUUAUUUCUUUGAGUAUUGGACCGGCGCAUAGGUGCUUAGAAAUCUCGUUAGGUUUAUGCUUUCCUCUUUUUCCCUUUUUUGUUCCUUGAAAUACUACCGAUGAGCCCAUCAUGAGGAUAGCCUGCCUACAGUUCGCCCCGCAACUGGGCGACGUCGACAACAACCUCAACCGCGCCGACGCGGUUCUGAGUAAAGCGAAUCCCGAGGACCUUGAUUUACUCGUCCUACCGGAACUGGCUUUUACUGGGUAUAACUUUAAGUCACUCCAAGAAAUAAGUCCCUUCCUUGAGCCUCAGAAUGGCUCUGGGAUAAGUGCACUAUGGGCAAGGACUGUUGCACUGAAGUACAACUGUAUUACAAUUGUUGGUUACCCCGAACAAGCCGAUAUCAAGGCCAAAUGGCCCACCUCGCCAGAGCACUACAGUUCAGCUAUUAUCAUCAACGGCGAAGGCGAGACGAUUGGAAACUAUAGGAAGAGCUUUUUAUACUAUACGGAUGAGACAUGGGCGUUAGAAGGCCAGGAUGGCUUCUGGGAAGGCUACAUCCCAGGUCUCGGGCAUACGUCCAUGGGGAUCUGUAUGGAUGUGAAUCCUUAUAGAUUCGAGGCACCAUGGCAUGCUUUCGAAUUCGCAUUCCAUGUCUUGGAGAUGUCGUCAAACCUAGUUAUACUUACCAUGGCUUGGAAUACUCGAGAGGAUGCUCGGAUGUAUUCUCGCAUGCCGAAUGAGCCGGACCUGGACACCUUGUCGUACUGGAUAUCCCGGUUAGAGCCUCUCAUCCGAUCGGAUAAUGAUGAAGAAAUCAUAGUUGUUUUCUGUAAUCGCACCGGCAUCGAGGGUGAUGUGGUUUAUGCUGGGACAAGUGCUGUAAUUGGGAUAAAGAAUGGGGAGGUCUCGGUAUACGGCUUAUUAGGAAGAGGGACGCGCGAAUUACUAGUCGUUGAUACCGAUGCUGAUCCGUAUGCUAAAUUGGUAUAUCGACCUGAUAAUGAUGCGUCGGGGCUCGUCUCAACCGGCGACGACUCUAAAGCAGAUCCUGCUACAGCAGCAAUCAAGCCAAAAGAGAUGGAACAGUUGAAACAGUCGGCAAAGUCUCAGCCCUCGAGGGAAUAUGAUUAUAAGGAUAUAUCGGCGACGCACUCCAGGAAUACUGGGCCGUCCGCAGCACCCCGGCUGUCCGAUCAGCCAAUAUCUCCACUAAGCGAGACUGCGCUCGCUAAUCAUAAGUCGAUAUCAUCUAGCGGCCGAAGAUCCAGGGCUGGAAGUGAGGCUAGCACAAAAUCCGUCCAAGGAUCGAGGGAUUCGAGGAAAUCGAAGGGCUCAAGCCGUACUAGAGGCUCUCAAGGGUCGACCGGCUCUAAGAGUUCGAGUUCUCCCUCGACCCCCAUAGAAAUACCCUCUUCGCAGCCAGCGCCGGCGAGUGAUACGGUUCCGACUCCAACGGGGCCUAGUCCAACGCCACUGGCGGUCCGACCAAAAUUGAUUAUUCCGAAGGAUACCCCCAGACGGCCCCAUAUUCCAACACCUCAUCCUGCAGCAGCGCAAAAAGGCCAUGCGCGAAUAUAUGGUGGACAUGUUUCGAUACAGCAACAGAACACCAUUUUGACCCCUUCUACUGCCUUUGAUGAUGAGACUAUACCUCCCCAAGUCUACGCCAGGAAUGUUAGUACGCCUAAAACUCAGCCAACUAUUCCUCGGUCGACUGAUCGGCCUAUCAAGCCUAAGGCUGAAGACGGAAAUACACCUGCAAGACCAUCAUCACCUAAAUCACGGAACGCGAGCCGGUCAAGAAACAUGGAUCGCUCAGACUCCGUACUUGGACAGAGGCCCGACCUAGCAGCAAUCUCCCAACGCUUGGAAACUAUGAGUCCACGUCCCAGCUCUGCGGCUGGACAGAGGACGGCCCAACGAAGUCAGGAUUUGCAGAACAAGGGCCCAGAUAGACCCUCUUCACCGAAAUCACGCAAUGCGAGUCGAACUCGCCCCGAAAACCCGAACGCCGCUAGCGAUCCCAUAAAUGAACGACAUUCUAACUUGUCAAGAGGUCCGUCGGCCAUGUUCAGACCGGAGAGUCACAUGAGCAACGUUGAACCGGCUUAUCGUCCCAUUGUAUCGCAAGCCUAUAAGGCCUAUGGAACACCAGUUCCAGAUGCGGCUGGAGCCCGCCCCCAAACCCGCGCUGUCAGCCGUGGCCGACAGCCUGCUGCAUAUGAUGUUGGAAAGUCCAGUCCUAUUCCUGCAAGACGCCCAAGCGCACCAUCCAUUGGCUUUAGAACUCCUGCCGAAUAUGAGGUUGGAAUGAAGCGCAUUUCUCCCGAAUGGGCGGUUACCCAACGGGACUCGCACGCUAGUGGGGAUGACGACGAGAUUGUUGAAGAGAUCAUCGUGCGACGAUCGCCAAGUUGCGCUAUUCAUGCGCAGAACUCUACCUCAGCACAAGUUACCUCCGAAUCACGGAACUCACUAGGAAUACAAAGCCCAAAUGAAAACCCGAACGAAAGCCCAGGCCAGGUCCCUAAUAAUGUAAUAGAGCAGAGCUCAAAUACUUGCGCGUCUUCCGUUGAGACACUUGUUAGCACAAAAGGUUCGCCCGCCACGCCCCAAUUUCUAUUUGAGCCCAAAACUCCGGAGGCUAUGGUUUUUACAAAAAACGAUGAUCGCUUGAUCCCAAUAACACCUCUCUCUGCACCUUUCAUCGCCCCUUUGAGGCUUGCUAAGUGCAUCGGACAGGAGGCAAUUGAUAAGGUUCUUGUCAGGCCAAAAAGCGCUGUUUGGUAG
Messenger RNA from Hypoxylon trugodes, 3241 nucleotides. Its product is annotated as carbon-nitrogen hydrolase. Gene Ontology annotation, molecular function: protein-N-terminal glutamine amidohydrolase activity; protein-N-terminal asparagine amidohydrolase activity. Gene Ontology annotation, biological process: protein catabolic process. Bases 575 to 3241 code for a protein of 888 amino acids. Lineage: Eukaryota; Fungi; Ascomycota; Sordariomycetes; Xylariales; Hypoxylaceae. The transcript has 15 exons. The record is from RefSeq and is a predicted model, not a curated record.